AUGACUAGGGUAAGAGUUUAUAAUUUUAAAAUAAAUAGAAGAAUGAGGACAACAUGAGUAUGCUUAGAUUGGGACGAUUUGCAAAUUAAGUUUCUAUCAAGACUAACAAACUAUUAUUUUAUAUAGUAUAUAUAUGAAGAAAAUAAUAGAGUAUGAUAAUUAGUGGAGAUACUCAGGUAUAUUAUUAAAGAGGGUAAUUGUUUAUUAUCAAUUUAUAUUAUUAUAAUAAUAGAGCUCCCCCAUGACCAACAAAUACUAUUUUUGCAAGACAUUUUCUCAAUUUAUGUCCAAAAUCUAGUAUGACCCUUCAGAUAUAGGUUUUCAAGUCAUUUUGGGGAAUAUGAUAAUAAUAUUUUUGUUAGACAUUUUAUGUUUAUGUGCAAAAUCUAGUAUGACCCCUCAGAUAUAGAUUGUCACCUCUCCAGUAGAAAUCCAGGUCAAAAUAUUUUAUAACUUCUUAUUUGGGUAAGUGUAUCUUAAAAAGUUUUUUUAGUUAAUAUACAUCUCACUACAUCUUCAAAGAAGGAAUUUAAAAAUCUAGUAGAGAAAUUUAGCUCUGUUUCUUUUAUAAUCGGAAUAGAUCUCAACUCUACUAUUAAGAGCUCAUUAUAUCAAUUGCAUAUAUCCUAUUCGCAAUUAUAUACAUUUAAAUGAAGAAUGGUAAGUUUCAAAUUGUGAUUACGAACUAUUUCCAAAAGGAAUAUGGAAAUAUUAUUGUAGUUAUAAAUGUCUAAUAUCUUUUGAUUUGUAUUAUUAGAGUACUUAGAUUGAUAAUAAUAACUUAACAUUUACUCACUACAUCACCCUAUGAAUAUUAAUUAGACUCAGGGUUUUGUGAUAAUAAAAAAUAUGAAAUUUUAUAAAUAAACAUAACUCAAAAUAAAGCUUCCUUCUUAAAUUUCACAAUUUCAACAAAUUUAGUAGGAGGUUUUAUUUUAUAAAUUCAUUCUGGUUGGUGGCACUAUAUUAUAAAUCCCGCAUUUUUUUUGUAUUCUUUAAAAUCAAUCAAAUUUUCAAAAACUGAAAAUUUGGACGUUUUAUCACCUCUCACUGCAACCAAGUCGUCUUUAGUCCAUUAGUCAGCUAUAAUGUUAUAUCUAAUGUUGCCUGGAAUGUAGAAUUUGAUAUUUAAUACAUAUUUUUUGGUAGAGACUACACCUUAAGUUUAUCUAUCAAAAACCUCAAGAUUUAGUUUAAAGGUUGAUUUGGUAAAUGUAAUUAAAAAGUUUGAAAUUGAUUAACAAGAGGGAAAGAUAAGUUAAGUAAUAAAAAAGGAAGGGAGCGUAUUUUUACUAUUAAUGUUUUGA
This is a messenger RNA of Paramecium primaurelia, 1307 nucleotides long. NCBI's taxonomy places the organism in Eukaryota, Ciliophora, Oligohymenophorea, Peniculida, Parameciidae. The record is from the annotation of a GenBank genome assembly.